ACUUUAAAGGUGUUUGCGAUCCGCCAUGAUGGAAAAGAAGAAGAACUGUUGGAUGUGUGGAUGGGAGAGCAGGAAGAACACGCUGCACACCAGGCUGCCUGAAUUUCCAGUGUGGGAAUGAUUUUAACAAACUGUAGAUAACGCUUUAAGAUUCAAAAUGACAGAUUACAUCGAGGAACAACGGAAUGAACUGGAAGCCAUAGAAUCAAUCUAUCCUGACUCCUUUACAGUGCUGUCAGAGGAGCCCACCAGUUUCACCAUCACCGUUACGUCAGACGCAGGAGAAAAUGGGGAAACUGUAGAAGCAACUCUAAAGUUUACCUAUGUAGCAAAAUACCCAGAUGAGCCUCCGAUGUGGGAGAUCUACUCUCAAGAAAACCUGGAAGAAGGAGAUAUGGAGGAGAUUCUCACCCUGUUGAAGCAACAGGCUGAAGAGAACCUGGGGAUGGUGAUGAUUUUCACCCUGGUGACAGCUGUUCAGGAGAAAUUAAACGAAAUAGUGGAUGCAAUGAAAAACAGACAAGAAGAGGAAAAACUUCGCAAAGAAAAGGAGGCAGAAGAAGCAGAGAAGGUGGCGUUUCAGGGCACAGUGGUGACAAUUGAAAAUUUUUUAGCAUGGAAAGCCAAGUUUGAUCUUGAGAUGGCAGAGUUCAGACGGAAAAAACAAAAGGAGGAGGAGCAAGCUGGAAAACUUAAACUAACAGGUAAACAGCUGUUUGAGACAGAUCAUAACCUGGACACAUCAGACAUUCAGUUCCUAGAAGAUGGUGGAAACAACGUUGAAGUGGACGAGUCGUUGUUCCAGGACAUUGAGGACUUGGAUUUGGAUGAAGACGAUCCAGACUUUGAUCACUUGGAGACGGACAGCGAUGAGGACUGAAGUUGCAGAAAAGCUACAGACUGUUAAAAGCCCUCAGCAGAACACAGUUGUACUCAUACCUGAUUAAACUAUUGAAGACUUGGAGAAAAUAGGGACAUUUUUUCAUUGUUACAGCAGAAGACAUAAAC
Messenger RNA from Cyprinodon variegatus (sheepshead minnow), 1008 nucleotides. It is a transcript of the gene rwdd1, whose product is annotated as RWD domain containing 1. The record is from RefSeq and is a predicted model, not a curated record. The transcript is spliced from 7 exons. Gene Ontology annotation, biological process: cytoplasmic translation. Lineage: Eukaryota; Metazoa; Chordata; Actinopteri; Cyprinodontiformes; Cyprinodontidae. Gene Ontology annotation, molecular function: protein binding. Bases 158 to 880 code for a protein of 240 amino acids.